Molecule: messenger RNA, 1646 nt
Organism: Dendronephthya gigantea
Lineage: Eukaryota; Metazoa; Cnidaria; Anthozoa; Malacalcyonacea; Nephtheidae
Exons: 2
Coding region: 40-1602 (520 amino acids)
Biological process (GO): DNA integration
Molecular function (GO): nucleic acid binding
Source: RefSeq, a predicted model, not a curated record
AUUUAUAAAAACUAAAAAGAGAAGGUGAACAAAAGUAGCAUGGCGCAUUUUGUCGACAAUCUUGGACAGUUUUUCGAAGAGUUUUUAAGAUGUGUGCGAGAAGGAAUCACAGGACUAAGUGCAGAAUAUGAAGAAAAUCGCGUGGACAGCCUGUUAUGCCGCCUUAGCGAGUUUGAAAGAACCCUCGGGUUAUUAUCAAGUCGUGUUGCCACUCUUGGGGUUGGUGGCAGAUCACCUGAUCAGUUAUUGGAAGAUUUGGAACGGCUCAUAACUUCUGUGCGUCUUCUAAAAACAAGGUAUCAAGCCAGACAUGCCGAAUCAGUGGCGUCUCCUGAUAUGGAAGCAAUACACCUGCCACAACACGGCUGUUCUACUCAGCAUUUAGGGCAUGCUUGUCGGCCAAGACUUGCCGUUGACAAAACUGUUGUUCAACAACUGCGUGAAGAAUCAAUGAAAUGGGUGGACAUUGCAAAAAUUAUUGGAAUUUCAUCCAAAACAUUGACUCGCCGACGCAGGGAAUUUGAUAUGCCUAUUGGUGCUGAUGCAUAUACAUGUAUUGAAGAUGGCGAAUUAGAUGAGCAUGUUCGAGGAAUUUUAAGAAUAAAUCCUGAAGCAGGACUUGGUUUAGUUGAAGGAGGACUCAGAGCAAAAAAAUUAAUGAUUCAGCAGAAACGUGUACGGGAAUCUAUUGCUAGAGUUAACCCAGUUAUCUCAGCAGUCAGAAGACACAAUUUCAAGAUUGUCAGGCGAAAAUAUUCUGUACCUUGUCCAAAUGCCCUCUGGCAUAUUGAUGGUGAUCAUAAAUUAAUUGAACCUUACAGAAUUGUCAUUCAUGGUGGCAUCGAUGGGUUCUCUCGGCUAAUUGUAUUUCUAAGGGCUUCUACAAAUAACAAGGCUAUUACUGUUCUUGAACUGUUUCAAGAAGCUGUUCGUCGUUACAACAUACCAUCCCGUGUUCGUUCAGAUCAGGGCUUGGAGAAUGUUGAGGUUGCUAAGUUUAUGUUACGUGAAAGAGGCCUAAACAGAGGUAGUAUAAUAACUGGCAAGUCAGUUCACAAUCAAAGAAUAGAACGUUUGUGGAGGGAGGUCAAUCGGACUGUAGUAAGCAAGUUUAAGAACGUAUUCAUGUACCUAGAAACAAGUGGAUUAUUUAAUCCCUUGAGUGAAAUUCACCUAUUUUGUCUGCAGUAUGUGUACCUGCCAGAAAUUAACAACUCAUUAGAAGAACUCACGAGAGAGUGGAACUAUCAUGGCCUUACUACUGAGAGCAAAAAAACGCCCAGGCAAUUGUGGAUUGCUGGAAUGUUGUCCAAUAGUGCCACCAAUUACAGGGCUGUUGGAGAUGUUUUAGGAGAUGUUCAGCCAGAUAUGUCUGACUAUGGAAUAGAUGAGGAAGGUGACAUACCAGAACUUCAAACUUCCAACAAUGUGGUUGUUCCAGAAUCUUCUAUAGAAAACACUGAAGAAGUGGAUACUGAUUUGCAACAUAUCCUUGAGGCAGCAAAUGGCGAUGAAUAUUGCAUUCAAAAAUACCUUUCGGUUCUUGAUUAUAUGGAACAUCUUUAUGGUAAUCAAGAAAAUGAAUUUGAAAACAAUGUUUAGCUAAACUUUGGAUAAAUUUUAUUUGGGUAAAGCUUUGCACAAUA